This is a messenger RNA of Sebastes umbrosus (honeycomb rockfish), 552 nucleotides long. Its product is annotated as cytochrome c oxidase subunit 6C-1. The record is from RefSeq and is a predicted model, not a curated record. The transcript has 4 exons. Bases 180 to 410 code for a protein of 76 amino acids. Gene Ontology annotation, biological process: mitochondrial electron transport, cytochrome c to oxygen. NCBI's taxonomy places the organism in Eukaryota, Metazoa, Chordata, Actinopteri, Perciformes, Sebastidae.
GUCUCUUCUCAGGUUUCCUUGACCUCACCUGCCCUGACUUCGCGUUUUGCGGGCCGUGUUAGUUGUGUCCCUCCGUGGCUCCGGUAGAGCGUCUCUUCCGGUAGAGCGUCUCAGCAGCUGAGCGGUGUUAACGUGUUAGCUGGUUCUGUGAAGGUCGUGAGUCCAAACCGUGAUCCAUCAUGUCUCUGCAAAAGCCUGUGAUGAGGGGGCUGCUGGGAAAGCGUCUGAGGUUUCACUUGCCCAUCGCUUUCGCUCUGUCCUUCGUGGCUGCAGUCGCUUUCAAGUACGGAGUGACGGAGCCCAGGAAACAGGCCUACGCUGACUUCUACAAGCAGUACGACGCCGCCAAAGAGUUCAACGCCAUGAAGGAAGCCGGCGUCUUUGAGAGCGUGCAGCCCUCCGGGGAGUAAAACCACUCUCUUCUUCCCGACAGUCAUUCCUGGUUUGAGGAUGAAGCUCCUUCGUGUCCUCUUGGAUGUUAUUUACUGAUUUAGAUGUGAACAUCGCUGUGCUGUUUUGUUCCUCUAAAUAAAAUAUUCUAUUAAUGUAAAA